AUGGCGAGUUCUGACGAUGAAGAAGAUUUGGAUAGUUUUCGUACGGAAAAACAUGUUUUUUUAAGAUUAUGUGAUAUGUUGAAAGAAAAGGACUUACUUCGUCAUAGUAAUGGAGUUCGUGUUGAAGAAAAAGUAGCAAUUUUUAUGCUUGUUGUUGGACAUAAUGAACGUAACAGGAUACUUCAAGAGCGUUUUCAGCAUUCAGGCGAGACAAUUAGUAGACAUUUCAAUGCAGUCUUGGAUGCUAUUGUUGCUCUCGCGGAUGAUUUUCUUCUACCAGCAGGGGCUGAUACCCCCAGUGAAAUCUUAGAAAAUCCAAGAUUUUAUCCGUACUUCAAGGAUUGUGUAGGAGCCAUUUAUGGAACACAUAUACCAUCAAUGUACGUUCUAGCGGGUUGGAAAGGUUCGGCUGCUGAUUCACGCAUAUUAGAUUCAGCUCUAACAAGAUCUGAUAGAUUAAUUGUACCCGAAGGAAAAUUUUACCUCGCUGAUGCAGGAUUCGCUAAUAUGCCACAAUUUAUUACUCCAUAUCGUGGUGUCCGUUAUCACUCGAAGGAAUUUGGUGGAAAUCGUCCAAAAGAUGCAAAAGAAUUAUUCAAUCUUCGACACGCGUCGUUACGAAAUGCAAUUGAACGUGUCAUCGGGGUACUAAAAAGACGCUUCACCAUUUUGCAACUUCAGCCACAAUAUCCAUUUGAAUCACAAGUGAAAAUUGUACUUGCAUGUUGCAUCCUUCAUAACCACAUCCGCAGAGAGUGCAUCAAUGACUUGAUUUUUGAUGAUGGGAACUUAAAAAGCAUAUCAGAAACUGAUCCAAGAACGCAACUAGACAAUGAAUGCCCUACACUGGGCAGGAAUAGACAACGAUAA
Molecule: messenger RNA, 870 nt
Organism: Papaver somniferum (opium poppy)
Lineage: Eukaryota; Viridiplantae; Streptophyta; Magnoliopsida; Ranunculales; Papaveraceae
Exons: 5
Coding region: 1-870 (289 amino acids)
Source: RefSeq, a predicted model, not a curated record